AUGGCAACAAACUUUUCUGUAAUGACUGAACAAGUGGUUUAUUCCUCGACUCUCCUGUUCGGCAAGUCGCCGCAGGAGUCUAUGGAGGCUGUUAAGUUGCGUCAAGUGCAGCUGAAGACUAUCAAUCACGAAUUGGCCGAAUGGCUCACCGCGUACGGCCGUUUGAAGCUCCAGUACGUGGACCAGCUCAAAGCGCUCCUCAAAAAGGGUGACACCUUAUUGUCGGGAGAGGCCAACCCAAAGCUCCAUAACAGCACCAUUGACUCCUUGGGAUUGGCUGCUCCGAUGUGGAAUAGCGUUUUGAACACUAUUCACAAGGAGGCUGAGAUGUUUGAUACUAGCACCAGAAAGAUGGGUAGAGACAUGAUUGCCCCAUUGAAGGUGUUUGGUCGUCAAAACGACUCGAAUCUGAUUGAGAUGGACGACUUGAUUUCCCUCGCGGCUUCCAUUUCCGGUCAAGAUUCCAGCGGAAACGCAAGCACCCUAAGAACUGAGUGGAGCGAGCGUGCUCCGUAUUUUUUCGAAAUAUUCGAGCAAUACGACUACAACAGACUUGUUCUGCUCAAGGACGUGUUCUCCAACUACCAAGCAGAUGUCAGCGAUGUGCUGACUGCUUUCAAAAAAGUCAACGAAACCGGUCUGGAGCACACCUUGAGUUUCAGUCCUACAGAUGAAAUUCAACGUUUUUGCGACGCGGCAGCAGCAAAGUCUUUGCCAAUUGAGCUCACCAAACAGGCUGCUCCGGUGAAAAAGGCCCAGGAGUCCGAGUUCACCAAUACUCCAAAACCUUCUCACCGCAAAUCGCGGAUUUUAAGCCUGGCAAGCUCGAAAACCGAGCCGGCCUCUCCAACGAAAUCCAGACAGCCUUCGGUGUCGUCUGUUUCGCCGGAGAAAAAACCAAAAGAGAAACAUCGGUUGAGAUCUAGAUUCGGCACUAUGUUGCGUGGUGGCAGAAAGAAGAAGAGUGACCUUGGUAGCAGCACCAUUGCCGAAAGUGAAACUUCUUCGGUCAUCAGCUCCCCAAGUAAUGCGGCUACCGCUGCCAUUGGUGCCAGUCAAUCCAGCAUUGCUGAACGGUCGGCUCCACAGCACGCUCCUGUUCCCGAGCCAGUUGCCGAGCCUGCUCAGCCUGUUCCUCCAGCACAAACACAGCCAGUCUCAAAACAAGUUCCUCAACAGAAUGCUGAAUCUGAACCAGCACGCGCUCCAACUGCCACUCCUAUUGCUAACGGUUAUCCAACAAUGCAACCAACAAAGCGGUCCAACUCAGUUGCUAGUGAACUGACCACUAACUCGUCUAUCCAGCCAUCGUACCGCGGUUCGACCAGCUCGUUUGCGUUCCCAUCUUCGGGAACAGCUCCGACCACUGCUCCAGAACCUGUACAAAAGAGCGUUGUUGCUCCGGCUCCAGUCGCAGCCCCUGAGCAUACUUCCGAGCCAGCUCCUCCUCCUGUUCCUUCUUCAAGAAAACACACUGUUCCAGAACCUGGUUCCGGUCCAAGACUUCCUCACGGAUCCGCACCUGCUCCGCCUCAGCAGCGCAGAAUCAGCACUCUUGGUAGCACUUUGGAACAAGCUCAGAUUGCGCCAAAUGCCACCGGCUCCACCCUGCUUUCUAAAACUAAUACAGGCAAUGGCGGACUCUCUAGUGGCCAGAUUCACCAUCCGAGCCUGACACAACCUGGUUUGAAUGCCUCGGUGGUGGAAAUAUACAACGCUUCCUUUAAGGACGGUCAAUUGACCAGAUCCAAUGUGAUUGGAGAAGUGGCUUUCAGUUACAUUCUGGACGAAAACACCAAAAAGAUCCCGGCCAAGAUCGAACUGAACUUGACGUCUGCUGGUCCUCUGCCUAACUUCAUGGCAAACCCUGUUUUCAUCCAACAAAGCCAAGAACAGCCUAAUCUAUUCACUAUUCUGGAUCCAUCGCAGAUUCACUUGCGUACGGUGGGUGGACUCAAAUACAUGCUUAACAGCUCCAAGCCGCCGAUUAUUGUCCAACCAAUUUGGAAGCACGAACCAAACCAGUCUACUGUGAUCAUCUCGGUCAAGCCUGCCGACGAGUUGCUGCCGUUGCUGGCUUCGAACUCGCUGGAACUGUCGAACCUGAUGGUGUCUGUGUCCAUCACCGGCGCACACUCGUCGUCUGCAGCUACCAAGCCCGCAGGAUCGUUCAACAGAGAAAAAAAUAGAGUCACGUGGAACCUCACAGGAACACCGUUUGUUUUCUCGGCGUCUCAUACAGAGGAGCGUCUUGUCGCGCGGUUUGUGACCAGCGGAUUGGCCAAAGAGGCAGACGCCGGAAUCCAGCUGAGAUUCACCAUAAAUAGUGCGAGCGGGGCAGAACUGGUGUCGCACGUCAACACCAACCUCAACAUCGAGGCGCUUGUCGACACCGUUGAGGACCCCUUCAGCUCCACCGACAACGUCGGGGACGAGUGGCGCCCUGUUGCCACCUUGCAAACCAUCAUCGCGGGCAGUUACUCUGGGCACGUGUAA
Molecule: messenger RNA, 2496 nt
Organism: Ogataea philodendri
Lineage: Eukaryota; Fungi; Ascomycota; Pichiomycetes; Pichiales; Pichiaceae
Exons: 1
Coding region: 1-2496 (831 amino acids)
Source: RefSeq, a predicted model, not a curated record